Messenger RNA from Nematocida ausubeli, 315 nucleotides. RefSeq lists its product as uncharacterized. Gene Ontology annotation, molecular function: protein binding. NCBI's taxonomy places the organism in Eukaryota, Fungi, Microsporidia. The record is from RefSeq and is a predicted model, not a curated record. The coding region runs from base 1 to 315 and encodes 104 amino acids. The transcript has a single exon.
AUGAGUCAAGAGUUGCGGAACGAAGGGACCAAUACGAGCUGUCUUUUUGCCUUAUUUCGGAAACACGUCAAAUCAGGCAAUCUAAAAAGAUUCAAAAAUUUACUAAAAGUGCAUCAGGUUCUGCCCGCUGAAAUAAGAACCGCCUCAAAUACAACCCUUUUGCAUAUUGCAGCCAUGUACAACCAAGAAAAAAUGGCAAUAUUUCUUAUGGAACAUGGUUUAUCCAUGCACGAGCAGAAUGACCGCAGUCACUGUCCGCACUAUCUGGCUGUGCUUCGGAACAGCUGGCGCGUCUUAAGAUGCAUGGAAAGAUGA